CUUUCAACGAUUGCAAAGUAUACAAGCAGUUUUCAUUGACCUUUGUUUAUUACUUCAGGAAAGCCUCCGAAAUAUGAAGAAGUUUACAAAGAGAAAGCUGCACAACUGAAGGAACUAGGAAAGCUUUUAGUUCCUGGACUGUCGGACAGACUUACAGCGGUGGAGCAAUCGGUUACAGAGACAAGACAUGUGGCGGAUCAAACACACCAGCUUCAGCAAACAAUGAGCCAACAAAUGGAGAGACUUGAACAAAGUUUACAAGAAAGACAGUCUCAGUUCCAGUUAAGCGAAGAACGCUUAAGCCAAAGAGUUGUUGAGCAGUUGUUACAAAAUACACAGUUUCAGAGUAUGAUACAAACUCGAGAAGUAUCAAUGACUCGAGCAGAGACUACAGAUGAACACAUGGAAAGUAAUCCCAGGUCGCACAGAUGUAACCAGAUGAAAUGUCCCUGCAGCUGUCAUUUGCUUAAUCUGAACGAGAAAUGGAAGAUGGAAAGAGGAGCCGAGAGAAGAAAUAAUAGAUCUUAUUCUGAUCUGAAAACACCAUCUGAUUUCAAAAACGGCACCCAUGAUUUAUAUGACUAUGAUCAUAAAACGCCGAACUCUGAUCAAAGGAAUGAAUAUGGUCGUGAUAUGUCAUGUGUAAAAGAACAGGAAUCAAACGAUGAAUUACACGAGGUACUUGGAGCUUGUGGGGGUGAUCCAGGAGGUCCACCGAGCGACGAUUCCUCCAGCGAUGACAAUAGUGAUGAUGGACGCAAAAACAAGGACUACAGGAGUGCACAAAAUAAAGGAAACAAGAAAAAAGCAUGGGUUAUAGAUGCGGCUGCAUGGCAGAUUUGUUUAGAGGCUGAUGACAGUUUUGAAAAUCAAGCUGCAAAUUUAUUAGAACACAGGAAGCUGCCAAAUCAAGGUGUACUUAAUGCGGCGUGUGCAAAAUAUACUCUUUCAUCACCAAUUUUGAAGGACCUCUGCAAGUGUAUUUGCAGAUAUAUAAAAGAAAAAUCAGAAAACAUUGUACAUGUGUGGGCCGCGUAUACUUACAGAAAAGAUAGCAUGGUCUUUGGAAAUGAAAUAGUUUUCGUUGUGUUGACAACACACAAUGAUAUCAUAAAUGAAAAGGACUUUUCAAUAUAUCAAAGGUGCGUCUUAGAUGUCAAGACCAAGACAGAGAACAUGAAAAUAAAUGAAAAAGAACUAGAUACUAGUAAUCGCCCGUCUGCGACAGAGAUUGAAGACCUGGAAGCAUGCUUAAGAGAAAAUGCAAAAACAUUGAUGAAAGAGCACAGCGAAUUAACAAGAGUGACAGCAGGUUGGUACAGAGCAUGUGUAAAUGAUACGGGACAAUAUUCAUUACAAAAGCAACUUUGCAUUGUGCUCUAUGUACACGUCAAAGGAUAUGUUCCUUUGGAAGAGAAACCGUUUCCAACACAAAUAGGAAAAUACCCCGUUGAUGUUCGAGAGGGGAUAUUUACACUGUGCAGAGGUCCAAAUGACUAUCAUGAAAAACUUAAAAUGGGAUGUGUAAUACGUGGAGAAAAUCAAGGUACGCUUGGAGCGUUUAUAGAAAUUGAGAACGACGGAGACAUAUAUGGUAUUACUUGCGCUCACGUAGUGUUCGAUAAUAAAAUGUUAAAGAGGAUUAUUGAACAUGGGCAAAUAGAUUAUCGGAAUAGCGAAACUGGCGUAACUGUGUACCAGCCCGCCAGUGAUACAAUUGUCAAAUCUAUUGGUAGUGCUGUGAUUGGUCUUUAUGACGAAGGGGGAAAUGGAGCUCCAGGAAUGGAGAUUGCGUUGAUAAAGAUUAAUCAAGACAGAUGGCCUACCGAAGGAACAUUUCCUGAUGAUUCAAAUUAUAGACAAAAUGAAUUUGGACUUGACAAGCCAUUUACGUUUUGUUCUGGGAAAGUUUCGAAGCCAGACAGCCGUUUUCAUUCGCCUACAGUGUAUAAGUAUGGAGGGGAAAGCAGGCUUACAUCAGGGGAAUUUCGAGUUAAUGGCGCAUCCGUCAGAACUCGAACCACUAAGGGCAACAUUUUGGGAGAAGAGAUGAUUAUGCACGACCAAAUUGAAAUACAAUCUUUAUAUGGUAAACCAUUUGCUACUCAUGGCGACUCGGGGGCACUUGUUUUCGCAUAUGAACAAAAUGACAGUGAACUUUCUGCAGUUGGAUUGUUUGAAGGAAUUUUCGAAGGCGAAAAUAUUUAUACCAUGGCACCUAUGUAUGUUGUGUUAAAUAAACUAAGACUAAGCGGCAAGCAGUGUGCGCUGAAAAAAUUUGCACCUUUCCACUUUCGUUUUGAGGAUCCUCGAUUAGGUGUGGAUCUUUAUCAAAAGGUUUCUUCGCUUAGCGAAAAUGUUACUAUUUUAAGUAAAAAAUUAGAAAAAAAUGACCAAGGUCUUGCAAAAGAUUUAGCAAAGCACAAACAAGAAAUUACAGAGAGACUGCAAGAGCAAAGUGAAGAGCAGAAAAGGCAAAUCCUGGAACUCAAAAAUCAACAAAAAGAGCAAAGCGAAGAGUACAAAAAACAAACACAGGAAAUCAAAGAUCAACAAAAAAGGGAAAGUGAAGAGCACAAAAAGGUCGUCAUAGAUCAAACAACACAAAUACUGAAUUUGUUAAAGAGACAAAAUGCAUCGUGAAAUAGAUAGCUUGAGGUAUUCUAAUUUGUUGUAUCUUAACCCAUUUACCUCACACUCAUCUAUUGCCCCGUUGGCAAUAUAUCUGUGAAGUGUGGGUGUCAUGCGUGAAAUCGUUUUCAAAAUACUUAGAGAACGGUUUUGCUAACAGUCAGUGGUAAUAUUAUUUGCCUUUGGUCUAUAAGCAAUAUCCAUGCAAAGCUAGAUAAAUUCAUGUCAAUGGGUUUUCAAAAUACUGAGCGGGAAAGGUUUUCAAACUCAUCGUCUUUGUAACCUUGACCUUUUAAAACCUACAGGGAUCAUACACAGCCCAUGAGAAAUGUGCCUUUCAAGUUUUAGAAUCGUACGUUAAAGUAGACUCAAAAUACUAAAUAGUAAAUGAGACAAUCGAAAUUGACAGGGUCGUUCAAUGUCUGCUAAGUUUGAGGAUCGUAUGUUAAAGCAUUGUCAAGAUCAUCAUCGAGUGGAAACUCUUAUUGUACUAAAAGUCACCUUAAGUGUUUCGUAACUUAAUUUACUUCUUUGAAAAAUAAUAUAGGUCAAAUAAGUACGUUUCCGAGAGCUGUUCGUUAGUUUUUCGUAGAGAACAGAGAACGAAUACUUGUGACUUUUCUAUAAUUCAUAAUUAUGUUAAAUGCGUUUUCAAACAGACGAGUUGCAACAAUGUAUCGAUGUGAUAACUUGAAAAAAUGAGUUUCAGUCUGUAACUACAUUUCUUGAAAUAUUUCCAUAUAAGCAAUUACCUUUAUAUUAUGCGUGUAAAAUUGCUUUACUCUGAUUUCACAAAUAUAUACAUAUUGCAGCAUUUAUAAAUGUCUGAGUGUAAAAAACUGUCUUAUUUCAAAUUUCUAAUUUCAUACAUUUUCCAUAACGUUUUCUUAAUGUGGUGUGGCACGCUGUGUAAUUCUAUUUGCUAAAAUCUUCUAGAGUUUGUAUCAUUUUAUUAUAUUUAGAAAGUAGGCCUAUACAGACCUACAUAUUUUGGAAAGAUCUCAAUGCAGUUGAAAGUCGGUAUAUUUAGAUUUUUACUUCGAGAUAGCCAUACUUCGAUUUAAUAUGAUAUUUUGUGCAAAUGCUUUCGGGAAGGGACUUGAAAAUGUCUUCGAAAUAGCAGGAUUUCGAGAUAAACGAGUUCGAGAUAUUAAGUAUCUCAAACUGAAUAUAGAAUUUAUGACGAAAGAAAUAUACAUGACAUAAAUGGGUCAUCUGGGGUCAAAAACUAGGUCACUAGGUCAAAUCAAAGAAAACCCUUCUGUAUGCGAUAGAGGCUGUAUUUUUCAACUGAACUUCAUGAUUUUUUUUUCAGAAUAAUAACCUUGAUAAAAUCUAGACCAAGUUCAAAAUUGGAUUUUCUGCGAUCAAAAACUAGGUCACUAGGUCAAAUCAAAGAAAAAUAUUGUGUGUGCAAUAGAAAAUGUGUUUUUCAAUUGAUCUUCAUGAAUUUUGGUCAGAAUUAUUGCCUUGAUGAAAUCUAGGUAAAGUUUGAAUAUAGAUUAUCUGGAGUCAUAUACUAUGUCACUGGGUCAUAUCAAAGAAAAAGCUCGUGUAUGCUAUAGGGACUGCAUUUGACACCGGAUCUUCAUGAAAUUUGAUCAGAAUGUUUGUCUGGAUAAAAUCUAGUUCAAGUUUGAAUGUGGGUCAUCUUGGGUCAAAAAACUAGGUCACCUUGUCAAAUUAAAGGAAAACCUUGUGUACGCAAUAGGGGCUGCAUUUUACAUUGGAUAUUCAUAAAAUAUAGCCAGAAUGAUUGUCUUGAUGAAAUGCAGAAGGAGAUCGAAUAUAUGUCAUCUGGGAUCAAAAACUAGGUCACUAGGUCAAAUCAUAGAAAAAACAUUGUGUAUGCGAUAGAGGCUGUAUUUUUCAACUGAUCAUCAUGACAUUUUGUAAGAAUAAUUACCUUGAUGAAAUCUAGGCCAAGUUCAAAAAUGGGUUAUCUAGAAUGAAAAACUAGGUCACUAGGUCAAAUCAAAGAAAACCUUUGUGUAUGUGAUAAAGGCUGUAUUUUUCAACUGAUCUUCAUGAAUUUUGGUCAGAUGAUUGCCUUGAUGAAAUCUAGGUCAAGUUUGAAUAUGAGUCAUCUUUGGUCAAAAACUAGGUUACUAGGUCAAAUCAAGAAAAACCUUGUGUAUGCAAUAGGGACUGCAUUUUACACCGGAUCUUUAUGAAAUAUGAUCAGAAUGUUUGUUUGGAUGAAAUCAAGGUCGAAUUUGAAUAUAGGUCUUCUAGGGUCAAAAACUAGGUCACCGUGUUAAAUUUAAAAAAAACUUGGGUACCAAUAGGGGCUGCAUUUUACAUUGGAUAUUCAUAAAAUUUAGUCAGAAUGAUUGCCUUGAUGAAAUCUUGGCCACGUUCAAAUAUGUGACCUAGGGCCAUCUUGGCCCUCUUGUUUUGUUAUUUGUCUUUAACUAAAUUUUAUGGCGGCCUUAAUCAUACACAAUGUCAUAAAGAUCAUAAGAAUUAUUUGAAGACAGAUAUCAAAGUUUCUCUAAAGCAUCGAUACAUGUAUAAGUCACAGUGUACAGAGGGUUACCCCUAGCUUAAGCCGUCUUCAAAAAUUGAUCAUUGUCAAUAUAUAUUCAUAUGGUAUGGAACUGUAAGAUCUGGAACUAUGCCAUUUCUAAAGUUUCUGAUGUUCAUGAUGCUGGCAACAUAGAGCUGUAUUUGGUUAUUAUAUAUAUUUAUUUAUUUGAUAUAUUAUAUAUACAUGUCUUUAUAUGAAAUUAAUCAGUAAAAAUAUGUGUACAACGGUUUCUUGAGUUAUAAUAAAGUGUAGGUUUCUAUGUAUAGCUUGACUAUUUGAAUUUUUUUAUAUAGUAGAGCUUUUGUAAUUACCCUUUCGCAUCACGAAAGGUUGAAGUAUUGCAUGUAAAUAGGUUUCUCAUAAACUAUUUCAAAGUUCACAUAAUUAUGUCUUUGGCAUCAUGAUAUGACCUCCCAGAACAAGUUCUAUAACUCUAGGCCAAAUGCUUUCAAAAUUCACAUAUCUUGACAUCAUGAGAUUACCUCAUGGAAAGUUACUUAACUCUAGAUAUUUGUUAAAAUUAUGCCCCUUUUUAACAUAGAAAUUUUGUGACGGUUUUGCAUGUAAGCAUGUUUCUCAGGAACUACUUGACCAAAUGUUUUAAGAUUACCUACACAUCUUUGGCAUAAUAGGAUGACCUCAUGUGGCAAGUUCCAUAACUCUGACUUACAUUUAAGCAACAUUAUUCCCUUUUUUAACUUAGAAAAUUUUGCUAAAGAUUUUGUAUAAGCUAGUAAAAGUGGAAGGGCUUCAAAUUGUCGAGCGCGAUGUCAUUUAGACAUCUAUUGUUAAAGUACACGUCAUAUGAUACAAGGACAGUAACUUCUUCACCAGUAUUUAAUGAAUUAUGCCCCCUUUUUACUUAGAAUUCCAGGUAAAUUUUGAAGCACUUUCACUAUAUCUAUGUUAUUACUAAAUGGAUAUAAUUCAAAAAGUUUUCUACACCACCGUCCUUAUCAUAUGACACAAAGUCCAAAACUCUCGUGCAAAUAUUUCAUGUGUUAUAUCCCUUUUUACUUAGAAUUUGCCUUUGAUGCUUUUUCACUAUAUCUCCCUUGUAACUAAAUGGAUUUGAUUCAAACUUAAAAUGUUGCUCCAUAGUUAUGCACAAGGUCCGUAACUCUGGCACAAAUAUAUUAUGAGUUAUACCCCCAUUUUACUUAGAAUUUCAGGUUCAAGUUGUGAUGCACUUUUGCUCUAUUUCUUUUGUUACUGAAAAUAGUUGUUGUACAUUAUUAGCCGUUUGAUAUGGCACAUGGUGCAUUACUUUUGCAGAAAGUUUCCAUGAAUAAUUUUCUUUUUUACUUAUUUAAUGUUUUGAUAUACUUUAUCUAUAUCUCUAUUAUUACUAAUGCAUCCACAUUUGCGUCAAUAAACUCACUAGUAACAGUU
This is a messenger RNA of Mercenaria mercenaria, 6553 nucleotides long. RefSeq lists its product as uncharacterized. The transcript has 7 exons. Bases 223 to 2643 code for a protein of 806 amino acids. The record is from RefSeq and is a predicted model, not a curated record. NCBI's taxonomy places the organism in Eukaryota, Metazoa, Mollusca, Bivalvia, Venerida, Veneridae.